AUUACAGAUGGUAUUACCAUUGGACAUCCUUGUUGUUCAGUCCACAAUUGCUCAGAAGACCUUCCAGCUAUCACUGCUAGGUUCUGCAACACACAUAAAGAGUUGCAGAAUAUCUGCUCUAUUCAGGGGUGUUUUCAGCCAGUCCAACAAGGCUGCCUCACAUGUUCAGAUCCUGAGCACUUAUAUGUUCAAACUAUGUAUGAAGAAAGGGGGAAAUCAAUGCUUCACCUUACCCACUGCCUUGCCGCACACACAACCAUUCAGCCUUCAACUUUGCUUUUGGAAACCGGUCAUUCAAAGUUGGGUCAGUCAUGGACACAUAAUGAACAACUGAUUGUCUGCCCAUGUGGAAUUAUUGUUGCCCAUGUUACUCUCUUUGGUGGUGAAGCAAUCUCAUCUGUGGCUGACAUGCUACAAGUGGUUUUUCCAAUGAAAACCUCGGUCCCUGAUGUGCUCUUCUAUGACAACAACUGCCAUUUACACUGUCACCUUGCAGCUCAAGGAGAUCAGCAUUUUACUGGAAUGGUUCAACCUGUCAAUAUGUUCCACUUCAAGUCAAAGCAUAGUGAGAAUGAUGCUUAUUGUGGACAGCACUGUAACCUGCUCCUCUUUCCAGCACUCUACAAUGUCACUACCAAGUCCUGGGUCUUCAACUCUUCUGCAGCUGAGCAGUGCAAUGUCUGGCUGAAAGGCUAUGAUGCAAUGGUUCAUGACCUUGAUGCCACUUGCUUCAAUUUUUUCUUGGAUGAAAUGAUCAAGGAGCGCAACUGA
This is a messenger RNA of Dacryopinax primogenitus, 771 nucleotides long. RefSeq lists its product as uncharacterized. NCBI's taxonomy places the organism in Eukaryota, Fungi, Basidiomycota, Dacrymycetes, Dacrymycetales, Dacrymycetaceae. The record is from RefSeq and is a predicted model, not a curated record. The annotation marks the transcript as partial. The transcript has 3 exons.